CCUACGUAGCAAAACGAUUCGCGAUUAGGCAUUUUUGUUGCCUCGUAGUUCUCAUGGUGAUUCUGAGCGUAGCUACACACUAUAAGCGUUAUCAUAUAGAGCCAAAGUACACGAUGCUUCAAGCAUUUUAUUGCUGGGACCGGCCUGUUCCGCAGAUAGCUGUAGCGGAGCACGACAUCACGUUCGUGCCAAACAUCGUACAUUUUGUAAGACUCGGUGAUGCUCCUUUGUCAUUUAUCGAAGUCGUAAGCAUUCGAGCAGCCUGGCUCCAGCAAAAACCGGACUCUUUGAUGAUUCACUGCGACAACUGCAGCGCGACCACGGGAAGCGAGAACUGGAAGCACAUCAAGGACAUACCGCGACUAACACUCAACUACGUCGAGAAACCGGAGACAAUUUUUGGCAUCGAGAUAAGCUGUAUCCAGCAUGCUUCCGACAUAGUUCGCAUCAGAGUUCUGAGAAAGUACGGAGGCAUCUAUCUCGAUAGCGAUUCCUACGUCGUCAAAAGUUUAGACAAGUACAGGCGCUACGAAACAACCAUAGGGUGGCCGCCACGCGGGAUCAUUGGCAACCAAAUUAUCAUAGCCCAUAAACGAUCCGAGUUUUUGCGUCUCUACUACGAGUCUUAUCGCAAGUAUCGGCCGGACCUUUGGUAUUACAAUGGUGGUCAACUGCCCACACAGGAGAUUCUUGGAAAGAAUCCUCACCUUGUCUACAGAGUUCCGUGUGAUUUUGGAGUGCACGAGCACAUCGUCAUGACCUUGUUCGAACGGUCCAACGAUGACUGGAGGAACUUCAGUGCUAUGCACUUAUUCUUCAGGCACAGAAGUUACCUUUCCUAUGAUAAAUUUGGACCAAUCAACUUCGAGACUGUAGGAAGGUAUGAACAGAAUUUUGGGAAGAUGGCGCGCCUCGUACUCACAGGCUCGACGAGGUUGGGUGCAUCGACGGUGAAAAAUAUAUCGCUACUGAGUGCAGAAAACUUGGAUUACUAUGAUGAAUGUGGAUACUUAUGCCAUCCGAUGUCUUUGUUCAUACCAUGAUUAUCAUUCAUAUAUGCACGUUUGUCUACUUAUUGAAGAAGUAUUCGCUAUUUCUUAGCGAUGACUACUUGUCUUCACUGAGUUCGUUCUUGUAAAAGCAAAAGAAAUACCUUUCUGUGUCCUGUUAGUCCAAAGUUCUCGUUUUAACACAGCCCACUUAUGUUUGCUAAAAUCAUUGCUACUACACUGCACAGGCUCGAUGCCACUAUUCUCAUCACAAAAAAACUGUAUCUUCAGAGAAGUGCUCAAGGAGAUUGAUUAGUUUAUGUCUGGCAUAUGAUGGCAAUGGUUCUAACAUUUAGCCUUGUAACAAAGUAUUGCCUAAUGAGAAAGCUUGAUUGCUGCUUACGGGAAAGAUACAGCGAACAGCAUUUAAGGCAAAAAAAAGAAGCACGACAAGCAAAGCGGCGUGCA
Rhipicephalus microplus (southern cattle tick) is the source of this 1457-nucleotide messenger RNA. RefSeq lists its product as uncharacterized. The record is from RefSeq and is a predicted model, not a curated record. NCBI's taxonomy places the organism in Eukaryota, Metazoa, Arthropoda, Arachnida, Ixodida, Ixodidae.